AUGGCGCCGAAGGCAGGUCAGACAACCGAGAGUUACGAGGAGAUCCGUCAACGCAACAUUGCUGCUAAUCGGAGCUUGUUGCUGUCCUUACAACUAGCCGUUCCUGGCGGGUUUGGGCCAAGCCUAGUCCCGAAGCCAGUCGGUCCGAAAGCGGCGGUGACAGGGGAGACAAAGAGGGAGCCUACCGGUGGGACGAAGGAGCGGCGGAAGAAGGCAGCGCGACGUGAGCCGGCGGACGCGGAGGAGCAGGAGCAGCAGGCGCCGGGUGGGCGUCGACGGAGCGGGCGGAUCUUGCAGCAGCUCCAGCAACGCACGGCGUCCAAGCGGACCUCCCGGGUCGCCGGUGAGGACGAUGAUGGAGACUCGGAGGACGCGGACGAGUACGAGGCGGGAGCCGACGACGACGGACACUCCGACGACUCGGAAGCCAAGGAAAACGGCACCCGCAAACGCAAAUCCACCUGGCGUCCGCCCACUGAACCUAAGCGCCCCCGCGGCUCGCUUCCACCCCAGCGUAAGACCCAGUGCUUGAAGGGAAAUCGGCCCAAUCCUAAGAUAUUCGGCCAGCAGAUCGGCACCGAGGUCGGCGAUUGGUGGAACUCGAGAAUGGACUGCUCCCAGGCGGGUGUGCAUGCGCCGCCUGUGUGCGGGAUCGCCGGUAGCGACGGAGUGGGCUGUUGGAGUGUCGCGCUGAGUGGGGGGUACGAGGACGACGUGGAUCUGGGAUAUGCGUUUACGUUUACGGGCUCGGGCGGACGGGCGCUGAGCGGGACGGCGGAGAAGCCGAAGAACCUGCGGACGGCGCCGCAGAGCUCGGAUCAGGAAUUCACGGCGAUGAACGCCUCCCUGCGACUGUCGUGCGACCUCAAGAAUUCGGUGCGGGUGAUCCGGGGAUACAAGAACCACAGCCCGUUCGCGCCCGACGAAGGCUACCGCUACGAUGGCCUCUAUCGGGUGGAGAAGUGUUGGCGGGAGGCGGGCCAAUCGGGCUUCCAAGUCUGCAAGUUUGCCUUUGUCAGGUUGCCCAACCAACCCAGGAUCCCUAUCAAAGAAGGCCGGGAAGCCGAGGCCGAGCAGAUCUUGAGGGACAUGGGCAUCGCCACCGAGGCGCUCCCCGGGACGGCGGCGGAGAGCCGACUAUGGACGCAGACGCUGGCCAAGCAGCGCAUCCUGGCCCAACGCGCCCAGACGGCCGUCGAGCCGGCCAACACUCCGGAAACUGGCAAACCCACCGCUUCCCCGUCGCCUGAAAACACUCAGGAUGGAUCCAAUGAGCAGCCGGCCAAGCCCAGCGAGGAUCGAUCGGAGCCCCCGUCGGCUGAGAAUACCCGGGAUGAGCCCGACCAGCCAGUGCCAGUCAGCGUGGCAACCAUUGCUUGA
Molecule: messenger RNA, 1380 nt
Organism: Puccinia triticina
Lineage: Eukaryota; Fungi; Basidiomycota; Pucciniomycetes; Pucciniales; Pucciniaceae
Exons: 4
Coding region: 1-1380 (459 amino acids)
Biological process (GO): protein ubiquitination; negative regulation of gene expression via chromosomal CpG island methylation
Molecular function (GO): ubiquitin protein ligase activity
Source: RefSeq, a predicted model, not a curated record